Neospora caninum is the source of this 12084-nucleotide messenger RNA. RefSeq lists its product as hypothetical. The transcript has 15 exons. NCBI's taxonomy places the organism in Eukaryota, Apicomplexa, Conoidasida, Eucoccidiorida, Sarcocystidae. The record is from RefSeq and is a predicted model, not a curated record. The coding region runs from base 1 to 12084 and encodes 4027 amino acids.
AUGGGCAGAGACGGACUCGGAGAGGAGGCCUUCAGUCCAGCUGCGCCGAGAGUCCACAGCCAUCCCUGCGCGUUUUCUGCCGGGUCCGUGAGGAGCCCGAUUCUCGGAGUUCCUUCGGCCUCUCGUCGCUCCGUCACGUCUCGCUCUCCUUCCUCCGAAGCCAUCUCAGCGUCUGUCUCUCGCGACCGGGGCCUAGGGGAAAGCGUCUCUCAACGCGCCGGCGAUAUUCCGAUUUUUUUCCGUUCUCGCUCGCUGCGUGCACCGCCGGUGAAGCCGAUGGCGGCCGACUGGACUGACGCGGAACUCCUCGCGGCCGCCGCGCACGCGGCACGCCAGGACUUCCUUGGAGCCCAACGCGCCCGCGGCGCAGGAGACACCUGGUCGGCCCCGCGCACAGGCCGUGGAGAGGGUCUGGGAGACAUCGGCGCGGCGGGAUCAGCGCGAGGAAGCGUGGCCAGCCCUCGGCCUGCAGAGCAAGGCGCGGCGGGGGAAGACUGCAGGCAAGAGGCGGUCCGUCGCGGAGGCGUUCCUUUUCUUCUCGUCAGGAAUCAGCUGAUUCGCCUCCUCGACGAUCUGGGCUGCGGCCUGCAGUCAGAGCGCGGCCUCCAGGUGUACAGGCUCCUCCUGCAGCACGUCGUGGACGCGACUGUGGGAGAGGCCGGCCGUGACUUGUUUCUUUUUCCAGAGGACAAUCGGGCGCGAGUCUUCAGACCGCCUUUCGCGCCGGACUCCGACGAGGGCGGAGCCGCGUUGGGAGUCGCGGGCAGCGCCCUGCAGACUUCGUUUCGUAAUUCGCAUUCUGUCGCCAUCUCUUCCCUGGCCUCGGCCCCCGCCUCGUCUUCUCGGGGGCCUUUGGCGCAUCCUAGAGGGAGCGUCUACGAGGCCACUGCCGGCACGUCUGUCGCUCGUUCGGCUUCUUCAGGUGUCGUCGCCUCUGCAGCCUCCUCCUCAGCCUCUUGUUUAGUCGCUCGUGUGGAGGUCUUUGCUGGGAAGAGAAAGGAGCAAGAACAUCGGCGCCUCCUUGCGGUGUUCCGGGAAUGGAAAAAUUCCACGGAUCGCGCGGUGCGUCUCAGAUCGCUGUUUUGGGUCUUCAGAUCCCGUCAGCGUCUCUGGGAGUUGCGGCGCUCACUCUCACUCUGGCGCGCAAAGUCGGUCGAAGCUCGGGACCAGCGAGAAAGCGGAAAGAACGCUGCUGCGGAUCACCAACGUGCCGGGGUGCUCUGCCGACGCGGUUUCCACGCCUGGCGCACCGGCGUCGGGAUUCAGAAAGAAGAAGAAGCAGCUCAAACCGGACAGUGCACCGGUGCGUUGCGGGCCGUCUUCCAGUCGUGGCGCGAGGAGGCGGUCGCGCUGCGCCGAGACGUCGAACGGAAGGGCCAACUGUCGCGCGUCUUCGCCGCGUGGAGAAAGUCGCACCUUGUGCGGCAGGCGAAGAAGAAGGCCCUCGAGGAGCGGCGGCUCUUGGCGCAGGGGGCCUUCGGGGCCCGGCGCAUGCAGGCAGUCUGGACGCACUGGCGAGAGCGUGCUGCGGCGCGCUCCCUCGAGGCCGAGAGGCUCUGCGCGACGCUGGAGCGGUCGCGUCUCCGGCGGGCCUUAGAGGCCCUCCAGGCGGAGACUCACGACCGCCAGGAGCGGCGCGGAGCCGCGGCUGCAGCCGCCGAGGAGACAGUUCGCGAGCGCCUGCUCGCCCGCGUGUUUCGGGGCUGGCAGAAGGCCACAAUUCUCCGCCGGCCACCCUUCGCCGCCUCCCACUCGCAGUUUUCCGCGCCACAAGUCGUGUGUCUCCUCAAGGCCGUGAGUGCGUUGCGGCCCGAAGCAGGAGGGGGAGACGCGGGCCACGCCCGGAGCGUCGGCGAGGCUCUGCUCGACGCCGCUGCCGCGCGGAAGAGGCGCGCGUGCACGCGAGACGGGGAAGGGAGAAGAAAAAGAGAGGGCGAGGAUGCGGAGGCAGGAGGCAAAACCGAAGUUGAGUUGAAGGACGCCGCACUCCUCACACUCAUUCCGCUACACGGUGUUGACCUGCACCUGCCGAAACUGACCGCGGCGGGGCCUCUCAUGGCCCAGUGUCUGAGGCAGCACUAUCAACGCCACGCCUUCCUCCAGUGGCGAUCUUUCGUUCUGCGCCAGAGACACUUCCGCGAAGGGGUGCGAGUCGCGCGCGUGGCGAGGGCCUUUCGGGCGUGGCGACAGGUGGUCCAGCGCACCAAGAACGACGACGCCAAGCGCGGCGCGGUCGCGGUGCUAAGCGAAAAGCGGAUUCUGAAAGAGGCCUGGCAGGCUUGGCGCAUGCGAUGGAGACGGUACGUGCUCUUCCGCACGCAGUGUCGGAAUCUCCAGGACUUGCGUCUCUUCCACCUCAAGGCUCUCGCUUUCCGGAGUUGGGGGCGUUUCCACUCCGCGCGGCAGCGCGAGACACAGCGCAUCGCCGCCGUCAAGGCGCGGCACGCGGCGGUUCUUCAGCAGGCCGCGCUGAAGAGUUGGAAGGAGGCGUGGCACUUAAGGCGGCGCCGGCGAGCGAUGGAGGAGGCAGCGGGACUUCUCCGCGAGAAGACGCUCCUCGCAAAGGGUUUGCGAGGCCUGAAGCGCCAGCGAACCUCCUCCCGCACGCUUCGAGCAGCCGCCGCAGCCCUCAAACAGGAGCGGCUGGGUCUUUCCCUCGCUGUCUGGUGGCGCUGGGGGGCUCGCCGAGGCGCGUUUCAGGAACUGUGUGCGCUCCAGAGGGAGAAGGGCAGCCGUCGGAGACUGCAGCGACUCUUUCGCGCAUGGCGGCAGCUGUCCGAGUGCAUGCAGAAGCGCAGAGACGCCGCGCGUCGCCUCGCAGCCGCGAUCGACCGGGCGCGGCUUCGCCAGGGCCUCCGCGCUUGGCGCGCCAUGAACAUGCAGCAAACAAGGAGGGAAGACGCCGCGGAUCGCCUCCAGCGAACCGUCAACGCUGUGCUGGUUAGGUCGGCCUGGGCCACGUGGGUUCGGGCCCAGACGCUCGCAUGCAGGGAAGAGGAAAUGAAGAAAAAUAUAGAGAGAAAAACCCUGCACAACUUCGUCAAACGGUGGCAGGCAGCCGCCACAGAACAUGCAACUGUGCAGCUCCAUCUUCGCGGGCAGUUGCUUUGCUCGCGCCUCUCGCGGCUGCUGCAUCGGUGGCAGCGCCUGGCGACUCUCUCUCGGCUCGGCCUCCUUCAGAAAUCUCGCUCGCGGCUUUUUCUCCUGCGGCGCUGCCAGCAGGCGUGGCUGACUCGCCUCGCUGAGAAAAACAAAGAGCGGCAGAAGGAGGCCCGCGCCGACUCCCUCUGCCGCGCCUUCCGCCUCCGCACCGUGCAAGGGUGUCUCCUCGCCUGGCGAGAAACCGCGACCGCGGUCGCGGCGCGGCGCCGGAAAGGAGACACCUUUCUGGCGCAUCUCCAGCGGGCGCGCCUGGGUGAGGCCUGGGAGGCGUGGCGGAGCGGGGUUCAGCAGAAGCAAACGAAAAAGCGUCUGCUGCUGAGAGUCGCAGAGAUUCAAGAAAAGUGUCUCGUGGCGCGCGUCCUCGUGGACUGGAGAGACGUGACGGAUGACCUCCGCAAGGAAGAACUCGCGGCGCAGGAACGACGGCAGUCUCUCUUGCGCCGAGCAGUCGGAGCCUGGAAGAUCUGGAGGCGCAGACGCGCCGAGAAGAAGGAAGUGGCGGACAGAGUCAGAGACGUGCUCAACCGGGAAGGCAGUGCAAAGCGAGAAGGCGAGAAACGACGAGGAAAGGAAACCCUUGCUGCCUGGCAUGCAUUGACGGUGAAAAGGGUGGAAGUGAGGUGUGCGUUUUCGCGUGUCGGAAGCGUCGCCGACAGCCUGUCGCUUCGCCGCGGGUUCGCCGCCUGGCGCCUUUGGGCUCGCCAGCUCGCGUGCCUUUCGCGGGCCACAUCGCGCCUCGCCAGCUGGAGAAGAAACUGUCUCCUGAGGGUAUCUUUCGAGGCGCUUCAAGAGCAUCGUGAGCGCGUGAAGGAAAUGGAGCUCGCGAGUCUGUCUCACUUCUCCAUCCUUCGGCAGCAGACGCGCCGCUUGGUGUUUCUCUCCUGGCGAUCACGCUUUCUCGCCUUGCGGCGCGAGGCCGAGGUCGCAGCGCGAAGACGCCACGACGCGGUGAAGGCCGAGACGCAUGCGGCCCUGGCCUGCAAGAGGAAAUGUUUUCUCUCCUGGCUGAAGGCGCUGGCGGCGAAGCUAGAGCUGAGGCAAAGAAUCUUCGUGCUGCUGAAGAAGCGCAGAGAAGCCCUCGAGUCGAAGGUUCUGCGCGGCUGGCGAAAGCUCGUGAAGAAAAAGGAAGACCUGAGAGAAAGUUUAGAACUGUUUUCUGGGUGCCGGCGGUCGCAGUGUCUCCGCCGCGUUUUCUCGGCGCUCUUCGCGACGGUGUCGCGGCAGCGUCUGGUCCGCGCGCGCUUCCUUUUCUUUCUCGGUCUCCUGUCUCCUUCCCCGGACUUCUCCGUCUCUUCAACUCCACCCUCGCCCUCCACGCGCUCGCUCCUGCUCCCUCUGUCUCCGCUCGCGGCCGAGGAAGAAGCCUCUCUCCGUCUCCUGUGGGGCUCCGCGCUCCCUGCGCCGCAAGUCGUCUCCGCGGCGUCUCCGUGUCCGCGGCGCACUGGCGACGCCCAUACUCCCGACGGUGACGAGGAGAGCGCGACAGCAGAUCGGGAGAAAAGGCGCGAAUCGCCCAACGUGCUGGCGGCACUCCCUCUAGUGCCUCGCCUCAUUGUGUGGUCUGCGCAGCCCCACAUGCUGCAUCUGCUUCUUCUCCAGCCGGGGAUUGCCGACACCCUCGCGAGGCAGGCGGCCGCUCGCAGCGGAGAGCCUGUCUUCGCGCGUCUUCCGGCGGCGCGAGCGCGGAGACAGACACGCGAGGGCGAGAGGCCUCAUCAGCGUUUCCCGCUCUUUCUGGAUGAAGCAGCGGCACGCGGCAGAUGCAGCGGGUCGGCGGUGUGGGGUGAAGAGACACUGGAUGGAAGCGGCGGAGACAGGGCCUUUCCUGGUUGGGCCCUUCCGUCUGGGUCAAGGCCCGCGUCCAGCUGGGGCGGCCUCACGCCGUCCACGUGCACCCCACACACGACUCGCACGAAUCUGUCAGUUCCCCUCUCAGGGUACGGUCGAGCGGUGCCGUCGGGCGCCAGGACCCGGGAAGCAGAGCAGGACGACAGCGCGUCGCUGUUCACCGCGAGUUCGCAUUUCCGAACCCACAGUGCGUCCCCGUUCCAUUCGGACGGCAGACAGGAGGCGGUGCGCGGCCGGAGACACCGCAGCGAGACGAAGGGGCGAGAAGAGACAGACGCCGGCGAGGACUUGCUCCUGGCCGACAAAAAGAGCAGCGAGAGCCUCGAGAGGCUGCUGCGCUGUUUCUCCACGGCGGCAAGAAGGGGACCGGGGUUGGCCGAGCACGAAGCUGAAAUGGAAGAGGACGCGUACGCUGUCAGCGUCAGUUGUGUGCGUCCGCAGAACGACCUGCAGGCGCUGCUUCUUGCUCAGGUCAACCGGCCGUUGGAGCGAAAGUCGCAUCGCGUCGCGUCGCUCUUUCUGCCGUCGACUCCGCCGGUGCCCGGGGCUGUCUCUGACGGUUUGGACAGUUCGCAGGAGACCGUGGAGAGCGCGCAGAGUGAGGGGAGCGUCGGGGGGCUGUCUGGACACUCGGAGGAAAGGCGCGCGCCUGCUUCUCCGAGCAAGAACUGGCGCGAAGAGAUCCCCGUCGACCUCCUUGCCUCUGCCUGGAAGUUCGUGCGUCUCCUCCAGGCCGCGCUGCGGGCUUGGAGCCUGCGGGCGCGGAGCCGCAAGGCUCGCUGCCUCCGCGAGGCCGGCUUGGUUGCGGCCUUUGGAGCCAGGAGCCGCGCACGGCUGCUGCGGGUCUGUUGGAACCUCUGGCGAGGCGCGAACGCGCAGCUCGAAGAGCAGACCCGACAGACGACGCGGCGCGUCGCCUGCGGAGUCCAACGCAGGGUGCUGCGUGCCUGGCACGUAUGCGCGACUGUCGAGGCGAGCGUGGCGAUGCGCGCAAAGGCGUUUGCGGAUGCCGCACUUCGAAUCAAAGCGAAAGCGCGGCUCGAGGCCUGGCGGGAAAUCGCGGCGAAGAGAAGGCAGGAACGCGAACAAGUGGAGGCGUGGCGACAGCGCCGAGACCUCGACAGAAAGAAGGAACUGUUCACCCUCUGGACGCACUUGGCGGCAGUCAACCGGGCGGGAGCUCAGCUGUAUGUACACCGGAAGGAGGCGACGCUCUCCCGCGUGUUUGCCACGUGGAAAAGGGAAACGCUGAGGAGCCAAGCGAUCAACAAAAUACAGAUGAUCUUCUCGCGUCCCGGCCUUUUCCUCGGGUUUUCACAGCUUCGCAUUUGGAGCCUGAUGCGGGCCUGCAGCCUCCGCCUCGCGGGCCACUGUCUCGACAGCUGGAAGCAACACACGCAAAGGCGCAAACGCCUCGCCGAGCUCCUCGUCUACAUCCAGACGCUAAACAAGGUGUCUCGUCUUCAGCAGCAUUUUUCGGCCUGGCUCCUGGUCCAGCAGAGACGGCGGCGGCUGUUGCUUCUGCAGCGGACGGCGGAGGCAGCUGCGUUCCUGCUGCCUCUUCACCGCGUCUUCUCGCGUUGGCGAGCGGCUGCCGUGGAGCGACAGGCCGACAGAGACCGCCGGCUCCACCAGUUCGUGGCUCAGCGGCGGGCGCCUUUCCAGCCAGACGCGGGGUCUCUCGGAAGAAGCCGAGACGCGGGCGGAGACAGUCGCGUGCCGGAGAGCCGCUACGCAUAUUGGGCCCGAUGGCGAGUCGAGGAAACGUGGCAAAUCUGGAGGCGACGGUUCAGGCUCAGGACGCUCCUGAGACGGCAGGCCACGCGAUGUGCCCGUUCCUGUUUUGCCGCCCUUCGACAAGCCGUGGAGCGCCGUCGGGCCUUUGAGGCUUUUGAGCACCAGCGCCGCCGCCAUCUUCUCCAGCGCGCGACUGUGGCGUGGCAAGUGUAUGUACAGCGGCGCCUCUUGAAGCAGCAGCGGAUGGCGCACGCCAUUGAGAGAUAUAAUUUGCACACGCUUCGCCAAACCUUCGGCAGGUACCGCUGGAUCCUUCAGCGCCUCCAAUGGGAGCGCGGCGUCAUCGAAGUCUCGCAAGCCAAAGCAAAUCGCCGCAUCUGCCGUAAAGCCCUCCAGGCUCUCUACGCGUACGCGGAAUCACGGGUCUCGGAGCGGCAGCGGUUGGACGACUUUCACGCUGCUCGUGCGUCGCGUCUUCUUCGCCAGCACGUGCAGCAGUGGAUUUUCCUGUACCGCGCGACUCGCCACUCUGCCGCGCUUCUCUGCAAAACGUCCUUCCUUCUCUGGCGGCAGGCCUACAGGCGCAGUCGCGGGGCACAGCUACUCCUCGCCGUGCAGGCGCAAAUAGACGAGAAGCAGAUGCGGCGCGGCCUCGCAUCCUUGAAAGAAGAGAGCGACGCCUUCGAGGAAAUGCGGGCCCUCGGGGAGGAAACACCCUGGCUAAAGGAAGCCCUCGAGGCGAAAAUCGGCGCUGCACGUGACUCCCUCGUCUUCGCUUUGUCGUCGCUCCGGACCUUUGCGGCGCACCGCGUCUCCCGCCGGCGUCAAGCCCGGUUGCUUGCGGCCGCGUUGGGCGCCUGGGCCCGUCUCCAGGAGACGGAGGGCCCAAGGCGCCGCCUCCGACCGUGUCUCCUUCACUGGCGUGGAGCCCUACAGUACCGACUCCACCUGCAGGCUGCUGAAGAGGCCCUGCGUCGCCACGUCGAGUUCCGCCGCCAGCGCCAGGUGUGGGGCGAAUGGAGACACUUGCAGCGCGAAGAGGUGCGCGGGCGGGAACUGCUCGGCCUCGCCGAGACUACCAAGAAAGUCUGGGCCCUGGAAAAGGGCCUUCUUCUGCUCCACGAGCACCGGCUCCAGAGAGAGUGGAUGGCAUGGUGUACCUACAGGGCGGAGGUGUUCAUCACGGAGCAAAGACAAGAGACGGCCCGCGUCUGUGCCCGUGGCUGGCACUUGUGGGCUGUGGCGCGGGGCGAGCUGCGUCGGCGCGGCGCGGCGGCGGAGGAAGUCUCGCGUCGCUCCGCCUUGUCAAUGGCGUUCAACGCGCUGCGACGUCUGUACACGCGGCGGACGACGCUGCGUCACACGGGCGAGUUUCUCGUCGACAAAACGGAACGAAACACCCUGCGAACGGCGUGGCGAGGCUGGAGGAAAGUGCUGAUGGACCUUCUGGCCCUCAAGCCCCGCCUCGAGGCCCUCCUCGCCCGCCAGGCUUUUCAGCGUGUGUGUCUCGCCUGGUCCGGCUGGCGCACAUGGCACCUGACGCGCGAGGAACGCCGCCAGCGCCUCGCGCCGCUCACCGAGAAGGCCCGCGCUGUCCGAGGUUUUCGGCUUAUUUUCGGGUGCUUCCAUGGCUGGGCGGAGCUCGCGGAGGAGCGGUGGAAGCACUGGCUGCAGAAGGAAGGCCUCGUGGAGAAACGCGUGGAGCGGCGACUGAAGAAGGAGACCUUUCGAGCCUGGCUCAUGUGCGCGAGAGAAAUCCACUUCGUCAGAAGCACCAAGGCAGCCGCCGCUAACGCCGCAGCGUUGGCGGUGGCGGGUCCGCGCGUGCGCGCGCUUUCUUCGCCUUCGGGGCCUGUGAGGCGCCGUCGGAGUCGCUCCCCACCCCGAGACGAGAUCUCGCCGCUCUCGUCUCCGUCUACUGCUUCUCGCCGGAGCUCGCAUGCAGAGCGCCGCACGCACGCGACGAAAAGCCGAGACUUGCUGGCUUCUUCCCUCUCUCUCUCGGGGUCGCAGCUCCUCGCCCGAGCCUCUGAGGAAUCGGGGCCCGAAGCAGACGAGCACAGGCACUCUGAAGAAAGCGAGGAAGGGGCGACGCCCAGACCACCGCUGAGACGCGGGCCUUCCCAGGCUUCUUUGUCUCCUCGCCGCGAACGGCUUGGCGAUCCAGGCGCCCGCAGGCAGGGAAGAAUCGUCGGCGCGUCGGGAAACGACGGGAAUGGCGACGUUCGACGGCUGGUCCGGUCCUACGCAGGCCGGUCGCGGAGUGACUCGGAGAAUGCCGAGUCGGAAGUCGAGAGAACGCUGCGCCGGAGAAGCGCGAGCUCGGCAGUCUACGAGACACGGCGAGGAGAAAGCCGUUUCCGGGAGCGAAACGCGAGGCACGUUGAACGAGAAGCCGGCCGCGAUUUCAAAGGUGAAAGCCGCAGGGGAAAGGGCGGAAGAGACCCAGGCGGACGCGGAACGCCCCAACGAAGGCCCGAAGCUCCGUUGGGAGCUGGCCGAAGCACGCCAAGUGGCAACCGUGGCGUCGCCGUGUCAUUCUCACUCGCCUCUUCCUCGCAUCAAGGUGGUCCGAAUGCAGGGACACCGCGAGUGCGUUCUCGCGUUUCGACGUCCUUGUCGGCGUCGUCCUUGUCCGCGUCGUCGCCAUCGCCCACGAGCCGACGCCCCCAUGCAAUGGAGAGAGCCGCAGGCGGGUCUUCUUCUCCGUCCUCCGCGAGCCUUCUGCGCGCCCCGCCCAGGCAGCUGCGUCUCCGGGACCUUCUCUCUGACUCCUCUUCGUCUUCUCUGGCGUCUCGGCAGCAGCGCGUCUCUGCGCAGCCACGGGCGUUGCCAGGCCUGGCGUCUCCGGGAGAUCUGACUGCGGUCGCGGUGUCUCUCCUGGACGGGUUGUCUCGCUCGCGUUCCUCGCUCGCCGAGGCAGCUCGCGCGCUUCUUCUGCGGAGUGGGCGAGACGCGCGGCUCCUGCGGUCACGUUCGUCUUCGGACGAAAGGCGAGGCGAGGGGUCGGCAGCCUCGGGGAGAUCUUCGUCUCUUCCGGGUUCAGGGAGCGGCCCUUCCAGCAGGCUCAGCAGUGGGGGUUCCGAGGCGGGAGAGACGGUGGGAGAAACCCGAGACGAGACAGCCUACAGCGGGUCAAACAGAGGGCAGAGGCAACCCGAAGAGCCAGAGAAGGCCUCGUUCCGUGGAGCGCGAAAGCGCGAAAGAGAGACGGGGAGACAACAGACCGAAGAUGAAGGAGAAGAGGGAAGCGAAGGGCGGUCGGGUGUCGAGGUCGCCGUGGAGAGAAACGUGAAGGAGCGAGUUCGCUCUUUUCCCCGGACGAUUCGAGAGGCGCCGGCUUCGGCCUUCGACCUCCCGGCCUCUCUUUCUUCUCUUUUGACUUCCCUGCAAGGUCGGCUCUCCGCGAGUCCAACAAACAGAGUCAGAAAGACAGAGGCGGGAGCUCGAGACGCGAAUCGACCCAGGCAAGCCGACGCGCGUGGCGGUGACGAAAGAGCAGAAGAACAAGAAGAAGAAGAAGAAGGAAGGGAAGAAGAAAGAGCAGAGGGGCGUCCUUUGGUCGCCGGCCGUCAGUUCGGGAAGGGGUCUGAGCCAGAGGAGCCUAGGCCCGGCGAGAGGAAGAGAGAUCAUCCUUUCUUCUUCUCCUUGAUGUCUCCUCCCUCUUCUCUCGUAGACCAGGAGGACAGAGGGCAGUCAUCGUUUUCUUCUUCUCCCGCGUCUCCGUCUUCAGUUUCGUCGCUUUUCCGCGCACAGCCGCCUGCGUUCCGAACAGUCAGAGAAACACAUCCGUCUCUCGCCGAAAACCGAGAUAAAGUGCAUGCAGGCGCUGGGAGCCCGGCCGUCAGCAGGUCGCCCGCGCCUGCGUCAGAAUUGAAGGGCGCGGAACUCACCGAGAAACUCCGGCGCAUCGUCGAACGUGCAGCGCAUGCAAGUCUCCAGAGACAAGAGGCAGAAGAUGAGAUACAAGGGGAAGAGGAAAUAGGAGAGGACGAAGACACAGAAGAGGCAGACGGUACAACAGAAGAGGAAAGGGUGCAAAGAGGCCAUGAGAGGGAAGACGCACCGCGUCAGCCAUCCAGGACACCGUGGGAGGGAGACCGAGAGGGGGGCGCACUGGGCGCGCUUCCUUGCCCUCUGGAGUCGUCGACUCUCUCCUCGACUUUGCUUCUUUCCGAGCUCGCUCCUCUGCUAGAGGAAGAGGCAGGCGAAUUUGUCGGGGCACACGUGCCGGCGCCGCGCGACGCAGAGCCGGACCGUGCGUCGUGGGGGGUGGGCGAAAACGCGGAAGUGAACGACCCGCCGAGCGACCGAGGAAGAGAAAGUGCAGGCAGUCUCUCAAGUCGCACGUCUGCCUAUCCGUUCCACGCGUUCCCCACUCGUGGGGCUCUGCCGCCGAUCUCCGAGAGCCAGAACGAAACGAGUUCGUCUCUCUCGCCUGAGGCGCCGGGAGCCCUGGAGGCGUCGACGGAUCGGCUAGCUGUCUCCACGCGGUCGGAAGUGGCCGUGGAGCUCGCGGACGACGCCGAAGAGCCAGGCGACACCGAGGCGGAGCUCCGCAAGCUGCUGGCGCGGCUCGAACGUCUUGAGGGGCUGCACAGAUCGGAGGUUCUCAGCGAGGCGCCAGAGGAACGCCAGUCUCUGCUGGAAGUCCCGAAGUCUGCUUUGAAUUUCGAAGCUACUCACGCGGCCGUGCAGCAAAGGCAACGCGACCGGCUCGGGCUCGCCGCGCGCACGCAGUCGCCCUCUCCACCGGUGUCACCCCUCUCUUCGCCGCACGGGCGCGGGAGACACGCCGGAGACAGUCCAGCAACGCCGGAGACUAGUUUAUCUUCUUCCGUCGGGACAGAACAGGCUUUUCGGCGAGAUCCACAUGCAAAUCAGGAAACAGAAAGAAGAGAGGAAAGCCAGCACGGUCAGAGACGCGAAGACGAGAGAGGUACAGCUGAAGAAGACGAGGAUAGGGGUACAGAAGAAGAGGAAGAGGAUCGGGGUACAGAAGAAGACGAAGAGGAUCGGGGUAGAGAAGAAGACGAGAGGGUGAGGGACGCCGGAGAGGAUGACGUGGAGAGAAGCAAGAGGGAAGAGGAGUGGUUAGAGGAGAUAGUAGCAGUGUCGAGGCGAAAAGCCAGGGAAGUGCUGGAGAGAGAACAGAGGGUAGAAAGACAGGGAGACGAAAACAAGGAGACAGCAUCCGUCGCUAGCAGUGAAGAGUUGCUGGAGGAAGCUUGGAAGGAAGCGCGCGAGGAGACCCGAAACGCCCUUCUAGAGAUCCACCGAGAAAUGAAAGGCGUUGCGAUUUUCGCGGGCGAGGAGAGAGAGACAGUAGGCCCUUAA